Molecule: messenger RNA, 3533 nt
Organism: Octopus bimaculoides (California two-spot octopus)
Lineage: Eukaryota; Metazoa; Mollusca; Cephalopoda; Octopoda; Octopodidae
Product: tryptophan 5-hydroxylase 1
Biological process (GO): aromatic amino acid metabolic process
Cellular component (GO): neuron projection
Molecular function (GO): tryptophan 5-monooxygenase activity; iron ion binding
Source: RefSeq, a predicted model, not a curated record
AUGGUAUUGCAAAGGAUGAAAGGACCCAGAAUCCUAUCCGAAGUCAUUCCACACCAUACCGUUACUUUGUGCCGAUCCUGCAUGUUUUCAGAGGGCUUCAAGGAUCCAGUAUAUAGACAACGUAGAAUAAAAUUUGCGGAAAUUGCUAAUAAUUAUAAACAUGGCCAACCAAUACCACGGGUUGAAUACACAGCAGAAGAAGUAAACACUUGGAGCACUGUCUUCAGAGAACUAAACAAGCUCUACCCUACGUACUCCUGCAAGCAGCAUCUGAAGAAUUUACCAUUACUAAUGAAAUAUUGCGGCUACAGAGAGAACAAUAUUCCACAACUCGAGGAUGUUUCAAAAUUCCUCAAAGAGAGAACUGGGUUCACUGUUCGCCCUGUGGCAGGAUAUUUGUCUUCAAGAGACUUUCUAGCUGGGCUAGCAUUCCGUGUGUUUCAUUGCACUCAAUAUAUUCGCCAUAGUUCCGAUCCUUUCUACACACCAGAACCAGACUGUUGCCACGAAUUACUGGGACAUGUCCCGUUGUUUGCUGAUUCUGAUUUUGCUCAUUUUUCUCAUGAGUUAGGGUUAGCCUCCCUGGGGGCUUCAGAUUUUGAAGUUGCCAAAUUAGCCAGUUGUUAUUUCUUCACAAUUGAAUUCGGAUUGUGCCGAGAGAAUGGUCAGCUCAGAGUGUAUGGCGCUGGUCUCUUGUCUUCGAUUGGAGAACUCAAGCAUGUUCUCACAGACGCAGCCAUUAAAAAGCCGUUCGAUCCUGACAAAGUCAUUGAGCAAGAAUGUCAAGUUUCCACAUACCAGGAUGCCUAUUUUGUCAGUGAAUCUUUCAAAGAGGCCCAAAAUCAAAUCAGGGAAUUUGCUUCGAACAUCAAACGACCCUUCACUGUGCGCUAUGAUCCUUAUUCACAGUCGGUUAUGGUUCUCGAAAGUUUGUCAACCAUUAGCCAAGUUGUCAAUUUUGUUCGAGCCGAUCUUUGUCUCAUCUCUGAUGCCAUCAACAAACUUCACCAGUCGAAGAUGAAGAAAACGAGACGAACACGAACAAGGCUACUCAAUGACAAAUAAACGGAUUUUUCCUUUUUUUUUUGUGCCAAUAAAAUAGAAAGAAGAAAACAGAAAGCACAGAGAGAAAGAUAAAUGCAAAAUUGAAAAUGAUUAAAAUAAGAUAAACGAAAAACAGCAGAAGAAAUGAUUAUAAUGAUUUUGUAUAUUUAAACUGAGUGUUGACAGCAAAGACAAAACACACUAAAACAAAUACUAAUUGGGAAACAAACCCACGCGCCUUUUUAACACAUUGGAACAUUGGCCAAUUAUAUCCAUAGUACUCCAAUUUAUUCAAAAGUUUACUAAGAGGUGUGGCUUUGAUUCCUAUUGUUUCUUGUCUAAAAUCACAUCCAAUUUAAGUAUGCAGAUGUAUUCUUAGCUCGAAAAUAGUUUAAUGCUCAAUUAAUUACCAGAAAAUUUAAAUGUUUUGCAAAGUGCGGCUUAAGUUAACAUCUAAGCUAGAUUUUUUUAGGACAUUUUAAUUGAGCAUUUUCUUUCUCUCUAAUUCCUUCUAUGUCUAGAUAUAAAUAUAUAUUUUCUAAAGAACUGCUAUUUGCACGAACUUGUAAAACAGCUAAACAGCAAACGGCAUACGCUUUUUUGCUCGUCUUUAUGAGAUUGGAGGAUUGUGGUGGUGUGAGAGGUGGGUGGGGUGUAGUUAUAUUACAUCAGUUAUAAUGUGCUACCCUCUGGGUUAGCAACUGAUUUUUCCACAUCAUCUAUCUAUCUAUCUAUCUAUCUAUCUAUCUAUCUAUCUAUCUAUCUAUCUAUCCUUGUGCCUGUACUCACACACACACGCACACUCACGCAUACAUACAUACAUACAUACAUACAUACAUACAUACAUACAUACAUACAUACAUACAUACAUACACGGGUGUGUGUAUAUAUAUAUAUAUAUAUAUAUAUAUAUAUAUAUAUCGAAAUCUAUCUUCCAUUCAUUCUUUAAUUCUUCUGUUUGCAAUACACACGUACGCAAACACGUGCACAUAUAUGUGUGUGUGUGUUUGUGUAUGAGUGCGUGUAUAUGUGAGAGAGAAAGAGUGUGGGUGGGUGGAUGUAUAUAUGUAUGUGACUAUGUGUGUUUGUGUGUGUGUGUGUUUCUGUAUGCGUGUGUGUCUUUGUGCUUGUGUGUCUCUGUGCGUAUUUUAUCGAAAAUAAAUUUGGCAAAAUACAUUUCGUUUCGGCUGGAAUCAUGUUAGAGACAGAAGUAGUAAAUAAAGGAGAGCUCUUUAUAUGAUAUAUAAGACAAAAAGAUGGGUGUGUAAUGUGGUAGGAAAGGAGGGAGCUAUGGUUGUGAUGAUGACGUUCAUAUCGAUGAAGAUGAUUGUAUUGUUGGUGAUAAUGAAAGAUACAGUAAAAAGGUUGAUGAUUUUAGUGGCAGUGAAUACUGCGCUAGUGGUACCGGUACCAGUGAUUAACGGGUGGCGGUGGAUGUUGAACAUGGAGAUGGAAGCAGUGACGAUGAAAGGGAUGCUUCCAUUUCCAUUUUGAUCUUUUACUUCAGGAAUACCGGAGCCACAAGCGAUCAUCAUUUUCAGGACCACUGCCAUCAAGUGUAUUUUUUUAUUAUCUCCUUCAUUAUCAUCAGUAUCAUUAUCUUCUUCUUCUUCUUCUUCUUCUUCUUCUUCUUCUUCUUCUUCUUCUUCUUCUUCUUCUUCUUCUUCUUCUUCUUCUUCUUCUUCUUCUUCUUCUUCUUCUUCUUCUUCUUCUUCUUUGCCGCCGUCGGCGUCGUCGUCAUUAUCAUCAUCAUCAUCAUCAUCAUCAUCACUUCCUCCUCAGCUCUUAAUAUCACACAACAAUCUUGACACCUCCCCCCAUUCAUUACUUAACUUCUACCGGUGUAGCCAAGCUAUCUUUCUGCUGGCUAUCUUUCUGCUGGCUAUCUUUCUGCUGGCUAUCUUUCUGACUAGAUAUCUGUAUAUAAGCCUUACUUAUUAACUUGAUCCCUGACGAGACUCUACGCGAAACAAAAUGUAUUUUAUCAAACUCGUUGUUUUUGAUAACACAAGUUGAUAUUCAGACAUUGCACUUUAAUAUCUAUAUUGUAAGUGGUCCAGUCAUGUUGCCAUGAGCUAGUUACCCUGAAUAUAUAUAUAUAUAUAUAUAUAUAUAUAUAUACUUGGAAAUGGAUGCAUAGCGUUCAAUCAAAUAAUAAUAAUAAUAUAUAUAAAUAUGUGUGUGUGUGUGUGCAUAUAUGAGUACAGGACGUCACCAAUUGUGUAAACAAUAUGAAAUACGUAAUAAACAAAAGAGUUAAAUAUGUAAGCAACGGGAGAAAAAAAUGGAAAGCAGGACAAGCAAACACAGAGAAAGGACCCUUCAUCAGUUGUCGGCUGUAUAUACACACACACACAUAUACAUAUAUUAUUUAUUAUAUAUAUACACAUACACGCACACACAUUUACACACACACACACACACACACACACACACACACAUAUAUAGUAAAAGAAGGAAAAUGCACACAGUUUACAUAGUUUUAAUAC